Molecule: messenger RNA, 3045 nt
Organism: Heterobasidion irregulare TC 32-1
Lineage: Eukaryota; Fungi; Basidiomycota; Agaricomycetes; Russulales; Bondarzewiaceae
Exons: 11
Coding region: 1-3045 (1014 amino acids)
Source: RefSeq, a predicted model, not a curated record
AUGGUACCCAAGUCUGCCUCCAUUUUCGCUCGCUCGUCAAGAGCCAAUGUACCAAAAAUGCCGCCGCAACGUCACAAGCACCAGCCGUAUCGUCUUCAAUGCCCUGACUGCCCCAAGGAGUUCCGCAACAUGUCAGGGCUCACUCAGCACCGCAAUUCAGCUCAUAUUCGACUACCAUCUGCUUCUCUAUCUCCUCCACCGACAGAGCGCUUGCCAUCACCCGAACUUGCAGAUUUAGCAGCACCAUUAGAAGUACCUAUGGAAGACAUUGCCGAACCUCCAAGAGGGGCGCAUCGCAUUUAUCACCGAGACAUCAAUGCCCUUCCUUGUGAUAUUCACGGACAUAACCUCCCUCCUGGAACACCUCCGCCACCACGUCAUGAGCAAGAUGGUGUUGAUAAAGACAAUGACUGGUUUCCGUUUCAUGACCGUCUGGAAUUCGAAACAGGGGAGUUUCUCUUCAGGCGGCAGCACAUGUCAAAUAAUGGCAUAGACGAACUGAUGGACCUAUGGGCUGCAUCGCUACUUAAGCAUCAUGCUGAGCCCCCAUUUUCUAGUCAUGGAGAUUUGGACUCAGUUCUUGAUUCUAUCAAGGUCGGUAAUGUUCCAUGGCAAUCAUUCCAUGUAUCAUACACCGGCCAACUUCCUAAUGCUGCUGUCACACCGCCAUGGAUGCUCGACAAGUAUGAUGUCUGGUUCCGAUCUCCGCAUGUGCUCUUUCGAAACAUGAUCAGCAACCCGGACUUCGAAGGUGAUGUUGAUUACUGCCCUUAUCAGGAAUUCGACAAGAAUGGGGAGCGAAUCUGGAAGAAUCUCAUGGGAGCGGACUUCGCAUUUGAGCAAUGUAAUACUAUUGCAGAAGACCCCACAAACCAUGGGUCUAUGUUUGUGCCAAUCAUUCUCGGAAGCGACAAGACUACGGUCUCUGUCGCUACCGGUCAAAAUGAAUAUUAUCCCCUCUAUGGAUCAAUCGGAAAUGUUCACAAUCAUGUAAGACGUGCUCACCGUAAUGCCCUCGUCUUAAUCGGCUUCCUUGCAGUCCCAAAAACAGAACGGAAAUACUCAAACAGCGCUCUAUUCCGGAAGUUCCGACGACAACUAUUCCAUUCAUCACUGUCGGCAAUCCUUCAAUGCCUGAAGCUGGCGAUGACCACUCCUGAGGUUACCCGAUGCUGGGAUGGUCAUUAUCGUCGAGUGAUCUAUGGGCUUGGCCCGUACAUUGCAGAUUACCCUGAGCAAGUGCUCUUGGCAUGCAUUGUUCAGGGGUGGUGUCCAAUCUGUACAACUCCCGCAAAGGAGCUAGAUGGUCCCUUGCAGAUACCACGAAGCCGUGAACAUACUGAACUCCUUGUAGACCUCCUUACUCCAAGAGUACUAUGGGACGACUAUGGAAUUGUCGCAGAUCUUAUUCCAUUCACCAAUGAUUUCCCUCGCGCUGACAUCCAUCAGCUUAUCUCACCGGAUCUACUUCACCAGAUCAUUAAGGGCUGCUGGAAGGAUCAUCUCGUAACGUGGGUGUGCGACUAUCUUAUUCUUACGCAUGGCAAAACGCGCGGACAUGAGAUUAUGGAUGAUAUUGAUCGCCGAAUAGAAGCUGUUCCUACCUUUUCGGGCCUGCGUCACUUUCAUCAAGGUCGUGACUUCAAGCAAUGGACCGGGGACGACUCCAAGGCUCUUAUGAAGGUUUAUUUGCCUGCCAUUGCUGGCCAUGUCCCGCAACAAAUGGUCAAAACACUGGCCGCUUUUCUCGAAGUAUGUUAUCUUGUCCGUCGUGAUGAGAUAGACCGCGCUACUCUCGCCCAGAUUGAGGAUGCGCUAGCCCGGUUCCGACAGCAUCGCCAGAUCUUCAAGGCGACAGGUGUUCGUGAUGACUUCUGCCUUCCACGGCAGCAUGCACUGGAGCAUUAUGUCAGGCAUAUACAACGCUUUGGGGCCCCAAAUGGCUUGUGCUUGUCAAUCACAGAGUCCAAACACAUCAAGGCAGUAAAAGAGCCAUGGAGGAGCUCGAACCGAAACAACCCCUUAGGCCAGAUGCUCCUCGCAAACCAGCGUCUCGACAAGUUGGCGGCGGCUCGCGUUGACUUCCACAGUCGAGGGAUGUUGUUUGGGACUUGCCUAGAUGCCGCUUAUGCAGAAUUUAUACAACUAAAUGAAGCAGAGGCAGGUCUCGACAACGCCAAUGAAGACCACGAGAAUGCCGAUGAAGACCACGAGGAUGUCAAUGAAGACCACGAGGAUGCCGAUGAAGGCCACGAAGAUUUAGAUGAAGGUUGCGGGGCGGCCAACGAAGGCUGCGAGGAUGCUGACGAAGGAGAUGAGGAUGUGGGUGCUGUGGCAGGGCACACCGUCGAAAAUUAUGUGGUCCUCGCGAAGAAACGACAACCAGGCUAUGCACAGACUCUAGAUGCCCUCGGCAUUCAUAUUGGCCAUCCUCGACUCCUAGAGCUUACACGGCAAUUUUUAUUCGAACAGCUCCACCCAAAUGGCCCUCCAGCUUCCACUAUUGCCCUCAACCUCUGCCCUAUCGUGACGGAUCGUCGUGUCAGCGUUUAUCAUUCUGCAACAGCCAUUUUCUACGCACCAAGUGAUCCAUCUGGCAUCGGAGGCAUGCGGCGCGAGGUUAUACGGGCAACACCAUCGUGGCGUCAUGGUCCCAGCCGUUACGACUGUGUUUAUUUACAGAUGGAUGCAGAGCACCAGGGUUUCCGUGGAUUGAACGCCGUCCGUGUGCGCCUUUUCUUCCGUUUUCGGUUCCAUGGGCGGACUUACCCUUGUGCUCUCGUUGAGUGGUUCUCGGCCAUUGGUGAUGAUCCCGAUGAGGACACUGGUAUGUGGAUUGUUGAACCUGACCUUGACAUCGACGGAAAUCAUGCCACCUCGGUUAUUCAUCUCGAGUCUAUUGUGAGGGCCGCACACCUCAUUCCUGUAUAUGGGGAAGAAUUCCUACCGCCGCAUGCUGUUGACCCAUCUAGUGCGCUUGAUGCAUACGCCGCUUACUUUGUUAACAAAUUUGUAGACCAUCAUGCACACUGGCUCGCAUUUUAG